Molecule: messenger RNA, 2418 nt
Organism: Neocloeon triangulifer
Lineage: Eukaryota; Metazoa; Arthropoda; Insecta; Ephemeroptera; Baetidae
Gene: mts
Product: serine/threonine-protein phosphatase PP2A
Exons: 6
Coding region: 175-1104 (309 amino acids)
Biological process (GO): peptidyl-serine dephosphorylation; mitotic cell cycle
Cellular component (GO): cytosol
Molecular function (GO): protein serine/threonine phosphatase activity
Source: RefSeq, a predicted model, not a curated record
UACGAGUUAUAAAAGAAACGACGAUUGCCAACGCCAUUUUGUACGAAACACAAACUUCACCUGUGUCAGAAAAAGCGGAUAUUUUCCUCGUAUGCGAUCGUGGACGAAGUAGUCGGCCAGUGCAAUCCGUCGUUCUAGUUCUUGUUAGCCUAAGAAUCCGUGCACAUCGCCGCGAUGGAGGAAAAAGCGUCGCUAAAAGAAUUGGACCAGUGGAUAGAACAGCUCAACGACUGCAAGCAGUUGACAGAGAGUCAAGUCAAGACCCUGUGCGACAAGGCCAAGGAAAUCCUUUCCAAAGAGUCAAACGUGCAAGAGGUCAAGUGUCCAGUGACGGUAUGCGGAGACGUGCACGGCCAGUUCCACGACCUGAUGGAGCUCUUCAGGAUCGGCGGCCGGUCGCCAGACACAAAUUAUUUGUUUAUGGGCGAUUACGUUGAUCGUGGUUAUUACUCCGUAGAGACAGUAACACUUCUAGUGGCGUUGAAGGUGCGCUACAGAGAAAGAAUAACCAUCCUUAGAGGCAACCACGAGUCGAGGCAAAUCACCCAAGUCUACGGAUUCUACGACGAGUGUUUAAGAAAAUACGGCAACGCCAAUGUGUGGAAGUUCUUCACAGACCUGUUCGACUACCUGCCCCUGACAGCCCUGGUCGACGGCCAAAUUUUCUGUUUACACGGCGGUCUGUCGCCCUCGAUCGACACCCUCGACCACAUCAGGGCGCUCGACCGUCUGCAGGAAGUACCUCACGAGGGUCCCAUGUGCGACCUUCUGUGGUCCGAUCCUGACGACCGAGGUGGAUGGGGCAUUUCGCCCCGAGGUGCAGGCUACACCUUCGGACAGGACAUCUCAGAAACAUUCAACCACACAAAUGGACUCACCCUCGUGUCUCGAGCUCACCAACUUGUUAUGGAGGGAUACAAUUGGUGUCAUGAUCGAAACGUAGUGACAAUUUUCUCUGCCCCCAACUAUUGCUAUCGCUGUGGGAACCAGGCCGCCAUUAUGGAACUUGAUGACGCCCUGAAGUAUUCAUUCCUGCAGUUUGAUCCCGCUCCUCGUAGAGGGGAACCCCACGUCACCCGCCGGACACCCGAUUACUUCCUUUAAGCCUAGGCUAAGGUCAGCUGGCGUGAUUUAGCAGCAACCAAGUGGACCGAACACGCCACAAGUCCCAAAGCACACGCAGCUGUAGGUUCAACAACAUUUGGCUGCAUUUUAUCCCAGCCUGAGGAGUAAUUAAAUAAUUAAUUAUCGAAGAUUACUAUUGCAAAAAAGAAGUGUCGGUUGCUCGGCGCGAGGCCCCCGCGCGCUCCCUGCCCCCAUGUUAAGAAAGCCACCGCAACGCUCACUGCAUUUGAACCCUUGUUAACGCCGCUUUGGAAAUUGGCGCGACGGAGUUCUCGAGCCGAGCAACAAUGUGGAAAUAAUUAAGAGAAAAAUAACCAUGCAGAAUGUCCUGUAAGCUAAGUUCUAGGCAAAUUGUAAUAGGUAACAAAAAAACACUGCUCUGUUUUGGCCAUUGGUUGCGUGCUGUCCCAAGUUGACGGAGGCAAUUCAGAAUUGAUACGUUAAUCCAUAGUACUUUGGUCUUACUUAUCGUUAGGGUGUAAAGCUGUAUAAAAUGCUCUAAUUAAUAAUAUCCUUUUGUCAUCAAUGUUUGGUCGCUAACACUGAAAACGGUGAAUCGAAACCUGUGUUUCGAUCGUCAGUCUGUGGCAUUAUAUCAUCUCUAGUUUUAAGGGACACUUGUUAUCUGCAUUUUUGUUAAUGAUCCGCCCUACAUUAAAUUAUUUAUUCGUGCCCGGCAUUGACUUGGAACAGCACAUCUAAAGAAAAUCUUUUUAACUGAAAGCACCCCUUUGCUUUCUGGGCCCCCAUUUUUUUACAUAAACAUUAUUGUGAAUGGCCUCUGGCUUCCGGGCUUGUCCGGACGAUGAGAUUAGUUAUGUGUGGUCACUUCUUCUCCCCAAUUUCUUAAUGAAACUAUAGAUUGUAAAAUAAUACAACAGAUAAUUAAACAAAGAUGCUUCUGGACUCGCAUUCAAGGUCACACGUCACAGCAGAGUUUUCGCAAAACAGGCUUCAAUUUUUCAUUGGAACCACCGCAUACUGCUUCUUUCCUUUUGUUCUUGUACGAUCAAGUAUUAGACCGCCUGUUACAUUAUUUGAUUAUGCCGGAUUAUACAUACUGCAAACGCGCGCGUUCCUGUGUAUAAAAUGAAUGCAAAUGUUCCGAGACAAAAAAGAACAUUUGGAGCCGCCGACAAUGGGUCUGCUUCUGUUGUUGAUUUUCUUUUAAAUGUGUACAAUAAUCAUGAGCAAAACAAUAUGUGAGCGAGAUAUAUUCUGAAAUUGGUUGAAGAUCUUAUGUGAUGUGCCUGGUUCAGACUGUCAGAAAUAAACAACUCUGUGAAUAAUAAA